AGUCUCGGGUGACAUCUGCUCUGUAUAAAAAGCCAAUUGUAGUUGAGCUUUAGCAUCACUAUUAUAUCUGGAUUCUCUUGUAAAUAUUUUAAAUAAACCUUGGCUGUUUAGGCUCCCUGUUUCUUAGCACUGAGAAAACCGAAAGUGUAAAAAAAUGGAUGCAAUAUUCAGCUGCAGGCUGGAGGAUAUGGAAGAUUAUUAUAGCUUGCUGGGAUGUGAUGAAUUAUCUACAGUUGAACAAAUUGUGGCAGAGUUUAAAGUUAGAGCCCUCGAAUGUCAUCCGGACAAGCAUCCUGGAAACCCCCAGGCUGUGGAGAAUUUUCAGAAGCUGCAACGUGCAAAAGAGAUUCUUUCCAGUGAAGACAGCCGGGCCCGUUACGAUUACUGGAGAAGGAGCAAAAUUGCUAUCCCAUUCCAGCAGUGGGAAGCUCUGAGCAGCUCGAUGAAAACAUCAAUGCAUUGGGCUGUCAGAGAUAAAAAAGAGCCAAUGUUGGAUGCUCCUGAUUCAAAUCUUAAUGACAAGAUGGCUGACAAUUUUUCACUGAAGGCAGAAAUCAACAAUGAUGAUUUAUUGGAUGACAGAAAGGGACCGGAAGAUUUUUGUAUCUGUGAUGGGAAACCGAUGUCGCCGAAGAGCCCUGAUUCGCCAGGAUUUUCAGAUCGAAACUGCUGGCACUUGCGCUUCCGCUGGUCUGGUGACGCUCCAUCUGAACUUCUGCGGAAGUUUAGAAACUAUGAAAUAUGAAACAGAAGACCAAAUAUGUAUGAAGGACCAAGCGUGUGUUGAACCUUGGGUUCACUAUCACACUAUUUUUGUAUAAGUUGUUUACAGAAUGGCCGCUUGUAUCUAUGGAUUUAUGUAUUAGGGAUGUGCCUACUUUGAAAAUGAUUCAGAAGAGGUGCUUCAGAACUCAUCCAAGCAGACCACCUCUUUUCUGCCAAAUGCAGCUGUCUGUCUCUCUUCAGGUGAACUAGAGAAAAGGUGCAGCUGCUUUAAAACUUGCAUUCAGAGUUGGAUCCUUAAAGCAGGGGUGUCAUUUUUCAAGCUUGCAUGGAUGCCUGAAAAAAGGCUGCUGUAACGAGUAACAGAGAGGUGCUGUGCUCAUGCAAAUUUUGAAGCACCACUUCUGAACUAUUUUUGAAACUUGUGCAGCUUCAGAAAUACAUAUAACUUGUGCAACUAUAUAUAUUGUACUUUAAAUUUUAUAAUAUUAUUUUUCUUAUAUAAAUUAUCAUAUAAAACAUUAUAGCUUCUGAACUAGAUUCAUUCAUUGCAUGGGUAAUACUUUGGUGCAUUUAGCCCUGUUUUCAGAAAUAUAUCCGUAAUGAAAUCUGUUACCUAUAACUGUAGAACCGUUAAGAAAAUUAUCGGCAGCCACCAUAACAUUCUGUCUUUGUGACUUAUAUUUCUAGCUAUAUCCCAUCUUAUGGAAAUGAAUUCACAGUCUUUAACCCUUCAGCUCUGCCAUUCCCAGCCUCCUAAAAGCCUGCUGGACUCAUAAACGUCUCCUUUUUCCCUUGCUACAUCCUGUUGCUUGGGGAACCUUCCUAACUGGAUACAUAGUGCUGUCUCUGUAUCACUCUUCAAAGUCCAUCUUUUCUAAGAAACUUUUCAUCUAACUCUUUACACCCUUCACCCCAGCAGUAUUGCAUAUUUACCUUGCUAUUCUUGAUAUUCACAGCCAAAAUACAUGCCAUGUUGGAGUUUCUAGCAUAAUAUGUAAAAGUAGCUACAGGCUUCAGGUUGCCCAGUGCUAAUCAGGGCUUUGGCACAUGGAGAAAGCAGCUAACAUCCCUGAACCUCCUGCACCCCGUGGCUAUUUCUGUAAAAAGGUUAUGGCGGGAGCUUUGCUGCUGAUCAAAGUUAUGCAUAAUGAGGCUUUUUUCCUUUCUUCUCUCCCUUGGUUCUCUCACUGCCAACAUGUAGUAAAUAAUUUAUGGUUGUCACUUGACUUUUUUUUUUAUAAUGAUACCUUGUAAAUAGUAUGUACUUGGAUGGCACUAAAGAAAUAUAUUAUAAACAAAAGUGUAACCCACUUCAGGAACCCAAGAAUUACUAACCUUGUACAAAAUCAACUGUGAGCUUUAGGUGAGGUUUAUGUAUGUUUCAGUUGGAUGUACUGUUCCCAUUCUUCCAUGGAUGUUCGUGUUGUAUAUUGCUCACUCUUCAAUAAAUUGGUUGUUAAAAUUA
Candoia aspera is the source of this 2191-nucleotide messenger RNA. RefSeq names its product DnaJ heat shock protein family (Hsp40) member C12 (gene DNAJC12). The record is from RefSeq and is a predicted model, not a curated record. The transcript is spliced from 5 exons. Gene Ontology annotation, cellular component: cytoplasm. Lineage: Eukaryota; Metazoa; Chordata; Lepidosauria; Squamata; Candoiidae. The coding region runs from base 155 to 745 and encodes 196 amino acids.